UUGCAGUAAACACAACAAAAAAAAGAAAAGGGAAUGCAAUGGAUAUUAACUGUCCAGUGUGUCAGCAGUGCAUUAUUUUUGUAUUAUUAUUAUCAAUUAUUAUAACAUAUAAAUCAUUUACAAGUUUUUAAAUACCGUGAUAAUUGUUGUAAUUUACUUAAGAAAUUAUUAAUGUUAAUUUUUUCCAAGUUUUCAUGUCUAUUGAAGGUGAAUUUUUUAUUACUGUAACCGGUGCCAUAGAGUUUGCCGAGUUUUAUGAUGCUGAUAAUUUAUUCUGCAAGUAUGAAUAUCACUAUGGUCCAGAAUGGAGUGUCGUUGGUGGUGUCGAGGAGGGUUUAACUCAGAUGAGUAAAUGCAGUAAUGAUGCUCGACAUUUAGCGGUUUGGAACUUCCCUUUGAAUAUUGCUUUCAAAAGCACAAAUCCACAUGGAUGGCCACAGUUAAUUUUAUCAAUGUACGGAUUGGAUCUUUUUGGACAUGAUGUAACUAGGGGAUAUGGAGUCUGUCAUGUACCGUUAACUGCAGGUCGACACGAUAAAAAGGUGCCAAUUUAUGUUGUCGAAUCAUCUUCAGUUGCUCAGCAAUUUUUGGCUUGGUUAACCGGAAGAAGACCCGAAUUGAUUGAUCCUUCGAUACUGGCUGGUGGUGAUGGUCGUGAACUGACACGAAUGAAAGUUCAAGGAUCAGUUGCUGUUUCGUUUAACGUCAUGUUAAAAGACUUUUUCAAAUUGGGUUACGAUAAUGGUGAAAAGCGAACUAGGAAUUUAGUUUCAAUACAAAAGGGGAGCAUAUAUAUGUUAAUAAAUUUUACACUCUAGUAAGUUAGAAACUCAAUUUUCGCAUAUUGUAAACUCUAUGAAAUCAAUCUUCAAAUUCAUUUAAAACUCUCGAUUCAUGUACAAUCUAUUAUGAAUUUUCUAUAUAAUAUUCAAGUUGAAUAGCUCCUCGAAAAAGACAUAUAUUUAUAAAAGAUUUUGACAAAAAAAAUAUUUUAUUAAAAGAAAAUUGCUUUCCGUUAUUGAGUUUAUGAUUUGCUUCUGCCAUCGUCUCUUUGUAAUUUUAUUGGAAGCAAAUAUUGGAAAUACAAUAAAGUAAUAACGGGAACAAUUCUAUUGCAAAUAUUUAUCAAAAAUAAAUUUCAACGAGAAAUUGUUGACAAAAAAAAAAAAUAUUCG
Messenger RNA from Leptopilina boulardi, 1175 nucleotides. It is a transcript of the gene B9d1, whose product is annotated as B9 domain-containing protein 1. The coding region runs from base 195 to 818 and encodes 207 amino acids. The record is from RefSeq and is a predicted model, not a curated record. The transcript has 6 exons. Lineage: Eukaryota; Metazoa; Arthropoda; Insecta; Hymenoptera; Figitidae. Gene Ontology annotation, biological process: cilium assembly. Gene Ontology annotation, cellular component: MKS complex.